This is a messenger RNA of Paramacrobiotus metropolitanus, 1077 nucleotides long. Its product is annotated as atrial natriuretic peptide receptor 3-like. The record is from RefSeq and is a predicted model, not a curated record. Gene Ontology annotation, molecular function: signaling receptor activity; peptide hormone binding. Lineage: Eukaryota; Metazoa; Tardigrada; Eutardigrada; Parachela; Macrobiotidae. The transcript has 3 exons. Bases 1 to 1077 code for a protein of 358 amino acids.
AUGGCAUAUUUCUUGAUCAUGAUUUUGUAUAAUCUGCCCAAUUACGUCGCGGGGCAUAACAGCAGUGUGACGAUAAUCAACUGCGCCAUCAUCCUGCCGCAGUCCAACACCCGUUGGCUACCCUUUGAGUACGACAAACUAGCGCCGGCGUUCAAUCUGGCUUUCGCCAAAGCGGAAAAGAUAUAUAAUGUGCGGUUUAAGCCGUAUGUCGGAUUGUAUGCGAAUUACUGUAACGAUAGUCAGGCGCUGGGUCAAGCCGUCACAGCCCUGCAGCACCAUCCCGUCCAGGUUUUUUUCGGACCGGCAUGUCACGAUGAACUAACGGCGGUUAGUAAGCUGGGGACGUUUUACAAUAUUACCGUGAUGUCAGGCGGCGGCAGCUUUGCGGGAUCGCUCUCGGCUUAUCCAUAUACACCCCGCCUCGCGUAUAAUAUGAUUGACCAGUGGUCACUGUUUCUCUUAAUGUGCGCGCAGUUCAAGUGGAAAAACGUGGCGGUAGUAUACGAUGAUGAUCGGGAAAGUGCAACUGCUGGUAUCGUCCAGAAAAACGCAGAAGGUUUGCUGCGUUUGCUCAAGGGCAAAAAUCUCAAGCCUACCGAGAUUAUUUAUUCAUUUCCCAGAGGUUUCAACGUCUCAGUCGAUCCGUCACAGCUUGAUGGGAUACUGCGUGAAGGCAGUAAAAAUGCUCGAGUGAUGGUUCUCAUGACCGACUUCCUCAAGCUCCGCUAUUACAUGAUUCAAGCUAGACGCCAGGGUAUGUGCAACGGGGAUUAUGCUUUCUUCGCCGCCGAUCUUCUCAGGAAUAAUAUUCUAAAGACCAAUAAGUCAUGGAUUAUGAACGAUACCUACGAUGCCGAAGCCGAAGCGGCAUUCCAGUGUCUAUUUGUUAUCGCUCUACGGGAUUCCCGAAAAGAUGUUUCGCACCUAAUAUUCCGGCAAGAGAUAUCCAAGUACAGCAACGAAAAACCAUACGGAUUCGCUGAUAUUGGCGUGGAUUAUAUCCUUUUCUUCCGUAUUUAUAAUAUUUAUAUCAGGACUAUAAUUCCAGGGACACCCAUAGGGCUUAGCAUUUUGUGA